Westerdykella ornata is the source of this 1435-nucleotide messenger RNA. RefSeq lists its product as uncharacterized. The record is from RefSeq and is a predicted model, not a curated record. Gene Ontology annotation, molecular function: mRNA binding. The transcript is spliced from 5 exons. NCBI's taxonomy places the organism in Eukaryota, Fungi, Ascomycota, Dothideomycetes, Pleosporales, Sporormiaceae. Gene Ontology annotation, cellular component: ribonucleoprotein complex; nucleus; cytoplasm. Bases 443 to 1435 code for a protein of 330 amino acids.
UCCCUGAUAGAACGGAGUAUACAGUAAUUUGAUCAUUGGCCGGAUACUCCCUUAUUCAUGAGACGCACGGCGAAACCUGGAUUCAUGACCAUCUCUGCUGGAUCUUCUAUCCGACCUGCCUACAUAGGGCUAGGCUCUAAAGGCUGCCAGCGUGCCUCCGUCGCAUGUACGAUCACCCCAUCCAGGGAGUGUGUCCAUCAAGUCUCUUCACUGCCCAGAAACGUUAUCGAUGCCAUAUCCGCGGAUAUGCCAAGACCAUUGUGCACGGACCAACGCCUGGCGGUCUGAGCUCCCCUUCUCUCAUCGCUCUUUUCUUGCCGCCUCACAGUUCACCACUCCACAUUCACACUCAUCUCACCCACCAACAUCACAACCACGCCUUCUGCAGAGAUAACCUUACCACAAUCCCUGGAUAGAAGCUUACGUGCACGGAACUCCGAAGAUGACGGAGGUAUCGUCGACCCGGCUGUACCUGGGGAAUCUCCCACGGAACGCGACCAAGGCGGAUGUUGAAGCUCACUUUCAAACCCAUGGGACUGGUGAGAUCACUGAGAUUAAGCUCAUGAAUGGUUUUGGUUUCAUCGAAUACAAGGAUGCGAUGGACGCUCGCGAUGUUGUUCCAGCCUUCCAUGGAUCCGACUUUAUGGGCGAACGUUUGAUUGUGCAGUUCGCACGCGGUUCCCGUCGGAAUGAGAACUUUGUGCCCCAUGAGCGCGCGGCUCCCCGCCCACGCCGCACCCCGUACAGGAUGCGAAUCAGCAAUCUUCCCGUGGAGACCAGCUGGCAGGACUUGAAAGACUUCGCCCGUCAGUCUGGCCUUGAUGUUGUCUACUCGGAAGUCGGCCGCGACCGCGAUGGUACCGGCUUCGUGGAGUAUGAGACAGCGGCUGACCUCAAAGCGGCUGCUGAGAAACUGGACCGCCGCGAGUUCAAGGGACAGGAGGUCCAGUGUGUGCAGGAGAUCAGCGACCCUCCACCGCCCCCACCGUUCAAGCCACGCGCGCCCUAUGGCGCUGGGCCCGAUGACAGAGGUCGUGAUAGGUAUCGUUCCCGCUCUCCAGCCGGACGCCGUGGGUAUCCUCCUGCUCCUUAUGAUGACUACUAUGAUCGCCGCGGUCCUCCACGUGGCUAUAGUCCCCGACGUGACGAUUAUCGACGGCGCACACCUCCUCGCGACUACUACGAAACUCGUGAUAGGUACGCUGAUAGGCGUGGUGGCCCUCCUGAUGAGUACGGCGUCCCUCCGCGACCUCGUUACCCGGAGGAUCCUUAUGAUGCCCGUGGGCCACCUCCUCGCCGCGGCUACGAAGACCCCUAUGGCAAUGGACAUGCGCGUCCGUAUGAAGGCCGCCCUCCGUCUCCUCGUGGUCGGCCUAGGAGCCCGGCGCGUCCUGGCUUUGAAGAUGGAUACCCGCCUCGUGGACGCUACUGGUAA